AUCUAGUCUCUUCCCUCUAUCUCUCUUGUUCGAUUCGAUACUGAUGAUGACGAUUCUCUUUCUCUUUCUCACAUCCCACUUCUGACUUCCUUCCCCAGAUAAAUAAAAAAAAAACCCUAAUUAGGCUAAAGCAAAAAAAGACUUUUGCAACUUUCAUGUUCUCCACUAGCUUCCGCACAACAUCUAUGCCCGACAAAGUGAAACAAGAAACCUCUCGAUCUUUCCAAGAAAUGGCGGAACUGCAACCAGGUAACGACGGCAAUAACCAGCAGCCCAACGGCGGCGGCGUUCCUCCUCCUUCGCUGCCGUCGACAUCAGCGGAAGCUCAGGCCGGAUCGAAACGAUUGAGGAGACCGAGCGUUCGAUUAGGAGAAAUCGGCGGCGGCGGCGAGCAGUACCAAGCGGCGGCGUACGAUUAUUCUCAGGUGAGGAGAGCCAAGAAAGAUAUGAUGAGCAAGUCGUCGACGAGGACUCGAGCUCUAACGAAUUUGAGUUCUGGGUACGAUAACAAUGUUGAUUCUUCUUCUUUCGGCGUUGGGAGUUGGCGGGUCAAGAAACGGGUCGGGUCGUCGACGAAGCGGGUGAGAUCCAAUUGGGUGUCGAGGAUUGGGGAAACGGAUCAGGGAGGGGAAGAGUUCGAAGGAGGAGGAGGGGGGUUUAGGGAUUUCAGUAGAGAGGAUUCGGAGAGUAGUCCGGUAAAGGACGAGUCUCGUGGUGGGUUUUACGGUGCUAGUAGUGGGAACAGAGAGUUCGAGUUGUUGUCGGAGCCGGCGGAGGGGGGAAGACAAGGGGUGAAGAUUUGGCUGCAAGAGCUAGGGUUAGGGAGGUAUUGGCCUAUGUUUGAGAUACAUGAGGUUGAUGAAGAGGUUUUGCCCUUGUUGACGUUGGAGGAUUUGAAAGAUAUGGGGAUUAAUGCUGUUGGGUCCAGGAGGAAGAUGUUUUGUGCUAUUCAGAAGCUUGGUAGGGAGUUCUCGUGAUAGAGGGAAUGAAUGUUGGAUAUUUUUGAUCUCCUGAGAAGAAAAGGAUUGUGUUUUUUUUUUUUCCUGCUUGCUGUUGGUGAGAUAGUCAGACAUGGCAAUGUCUGUAACCAGUGAAUGAAAGCCUUUUGCUAUAGAGGUAUUUCAGUUGCUGAUUGUUUUUCAUCUUUGCGUUUUGUGUUUGAAUGUAGCACUAGCUCAAUAGAAGUAGAAGUGGGAAAGAAGAAGAUGAAGAAGUUUUUUUUUUCCUUUUUACUCUUUUUGCUUCACCUGAGAUGUUUCCAUGUAUGGUCUUGAUGAACAUGUGGUGUAGGUGUAGACUAUAUACCGAUUUGUAAUAAAUGUCUGAAAGGAUGAAACUGAAUGUGUUCAGUCUAGCUUUUGAUUAGCAUCGUUAAGCGUUUAGGUA
Molecule: messenger RNA, 1386 nt
Organism: Raphanus sativus (radish)
Lineage: Eukaryota; Viridiplantae; Streptophyta; Magnoliopsida; Brassicales; Brassicaceae
Exons: 1
Coding region: 156-977 (273 amino acids)
Molecular function (GO): protein binding
Source: RefSeq, a predicted model, not a curated record